CCAACGACUCUAGUUCCUGCGUGGUUUCAGGCUCUGCCGUAAUCGUUUCCUCGCCCGUCUCUGGAAGGCCAUGCGCUGAUUUGUCUUCCACUUCGACACCAAAUGGUUGUUCUUCACUCGCAGGCUGUUCAACCAUCUGCUCGGAAUCUUCCCCCGUUGGCAUUUGUUGUUCCACGUCUCCUACCACCUCCUGACUCAAUCCUUCCGCAACAUUUCGCUCACUAUUGGACUCCUCCUCUUCCUGCACUGACACUGCUCCAGUCUCUUCGUCUACAGCCUGAAUAGUUUCAACUGCGGGCGUGCAUAGCUUAUCUCCAUCACCCGCUUCCUCCGGUACGUUGGCUGUUGAUGGUUCAUCUUGGCUUGGCACAUUGGCAUCCAGCUCAACGGGUUUGCGUUCUUCGUCGGAGGGAAUGGAAACUGGGUCGCUUUCGACAUUCUCAGGCUCGAGUUGGGGUGGGCAAGCGAAAGAACUCGCUUGCUCUUGCUCUACCUGCGGAGAUACCAUGUCAUCAGUCCAAGUCAGAUCUUUAUCGUUCUCGCCGUGGAUUUCGGUGCCGUGGGACUGAUUGUCUUUACCGUCAUCUUCAGCAGGUAAGAUUGCCGUCUCAGGGGACAUUUCCGCGCGUUCCGUUUCGCUUGGCACUUGAGUUUCGCUCG
Messenger RNA from Aspergillus heteromorphus CBS 117.55, 660 nucleotides. RefSeq lists its product as uncharacterized. NCBI's taxonomy places the organism in Eukaryota, Fungi, Ascomycota, Eurotiomycetes, Eurotiales, Aspergillaceae. The transcript has a single exon. The annotation marks the transcript as partial. The record is from RefSeq and is a predicted model, not a curated record.